Hydractinia symbiolongicarpus is the source of this 2931-nucleotide messenger RNA. RefSeq names its product inner nuclear membrane protein Man1-like. Gene Ontology annotation, biological process: nuclear envelope organization; negative regulation of BMP signaling pathway. The record is from RefSeq and is a predicted model, not a curated record. Gene Ontology annotation, cellular component: nuclear inner membrane. The transcript is spliced from 14 exons. Gene Ontology annotation, molecular function: chromatin DNA binding. NCBI's taxonomy places the organism in Eukaryota, Metazoa, Cnidaria, Hydrozoa, Anthoathecata, Hydractiniidae. The coding region runs from base 80 to 2266 and encodes 728 amino acids.
AGACAAAAGGCGGCAAAAUUUAUGUAGGACGGCGAGACAACCCCAGCGAGUCGCGCAUGAAACACUAUCAAAAUUCAAAAUGGCAGCCGCUGUUGAUCAGCUUACUGAUUCUGAACUUCGAAAGCAAUUAAAAUCUUAUGGUCAGGACGUAGGACCAAUAACUAAAACAACUAGACGGUUAUGGGAGAAAAAACUAGAGAAAUUCCAGCUUUUAGGUCCUCCAGACAGGAAGGAAGAAGAAUUAAAAGAAAAAAAAACUAGAAGAAGGUCAUCUAUCAGUCGGCAAAGUACUGCAACGCGCGCAGCUUCACCAAGCAGAAGGAAAUCCACUGCAAAAAGUAAAAAGCUAGCUCCUUUCUCCAGUGAUGAAGAUGAACCUCAAGUUCCUUUGAGUACAUCUAGGCGUUCAAUUCAAACUUCACCUAUUGGUUUUCCAGAGAAGCAGGAAUCUAUUCCAACCAAUAAAACUCCAUUGUCUGUUUUAGCUGAAAAAAAUUCAGUCACAAGUAGAAGAAAGUCAUCUCAGAGAACGUAUACACUUAUUGAUAGAAGUUCAAACUCCUAUCAAUCUACCACCCGUUCUAGUGAAUUUAGCGAUGACGAUUUUCCUGAGUCUAAAUUAAAACAAAGCAAGAGGCAGUCUCUUCCUUCUAAUGGUGGACAUGAAAGCUUGAUUACAUCUGUGAAUAGGAGAAGAAAUAGUGCAGACAGGCUUUCCAUGCCAAGGGAAUAUGUAAGUGAAUCUGGAGCAACACCAACAAGAAAAAAUCUUAAUGAAUCUAAAAUCAGGGAUGAAAUUGAUGCGUCCUUGCUACAAAUAAGAAAUACAUUUUCGGCCAAGAAACCUAGUCCACCAUCUAAUAGAGCAGUUAGACAUACUUUCAACGAAGUAAAUUAUGAAGAUCAGGAGGAUGAAGAAGAUGAAGAGCUAGAUGCAGAAUUUGUUCAUGAAAACUAUGAACGUUUUUUUAACACCAAAACUCUAGUGAUAUUUAUCUUAAGUUGUUUAAUGGCUAUGCUUAUGAUUGGGUUAUAUUUAAAUGAUGACCAAGACAGCCUUCCAGCUAUUACCCAUGUUUCAGGCGCUGUUAAAAAAAAGGAGUUAGAAGAGCAGUCUAUGCAACUGUUAAAUUGUUGGUACAAAGAAUUAAGCAAUUUGGCUGGUUCACAUGAAUGUGGGUACACUGCAGACAAGUGGCUUGGAGUAGAAAAGCUAAAUAGAAGUGCAGAAUCUUGCUUUGAAAAAGAGAAGCUAGAACUAAAUGUUGUCACAAAUACAUUGUCAUUAAUCAGAAAAAAUUACACUGACUAUUUUGAAUUCAAUAAAGAUAAAACACUUUACAGCUCUAAACAGAGUUAUAGAUCAUUAUGGUGUCGUGUAACGAGUGCUAUUUCAAUAAUUUUUUUUCGGAUUGCAAUAUUUUUGGGUGUCGUAGUGCUUGCUUUUGGUAUUUAUUUUCUGAUGAAGAAACGCUGGACAAUCGAUGAUGAGGAGACAAGACAAAUGUUAUUUUUUGUGGACAAAAUAAUAGAUAUCUUAAGACGGCACCACGAUGUCUGUGUGAUGAAUAAAGAAAUCUCGCCAUAUUUGCCUAUUCCACACGUACGAGACAUGCUUAUUCCUGUUGCUAAGAGGAAGCAAAUGGCGAAAAUCUGGCAAAAAGCCGUUCACCUGCUGAACACUUCGGACUCGCGCAUUCGCGUGGAAACACAAAGGAUCGCAGGGGAAGACUACGAAGUGUGGCGUUGGAUUGGGAUCAGUACACCAAAGAUGAAGAAGGAGAAAAGAGUGACAAAUAAGCUAUACCUUGCGUCAGAAAAUACAAAGUGUUGGCAAGGACCUGCUUUCGAUGAAAUUGAGGCAGUCGUUCGAAUGCCAAUUGUAACGCCGACGCCGUGUUUGAAGAUCCGAUACAUGCAUGAGGGACCUGAUGAAAAAGGGAAGGUGUGGAUUACGAAAGUUACAGAUGCAAUUUUAGAAAAAUGCAACAAAGAUGGGGCGCAGAUCUUGCACAUUUUUGUGGAUGACCAAUCUAAAGAAGGUUGUGUGUAUGUAAAAUGUGACAGUCUCGAUUCCGCUGGUAAAGCGUUCAGAAGUAUGUAUGGAAACUGGUUUGACGGUCGACUUGUAAUUGUGAAGUUUGUCACGUUAGCCCGCUACCAUCAACGUUUUCCGGUUGCUUUAGCCAGCAAUCAACCGCUAAAACCAUCCGGUACAUCCUUAUCGUCGCUUGAUUGGGUAAACGAAGGUGACAAUGAUGACUAAACUACACGAGGUCCGCUUCUUUGGUUUGCUUGUGUAAACUCCGUCGUAUAUAGUGAAGUUAAUUUCUCUCCAUCGUGGAGCAUGUUUUUUUCGAUAUCUUUAACGAACAGCAAUUGAUAUUUAACGAAAGUUUACACCGUGUAGGAAACAAUUUUGAUAAUAAUUUCGAAUUGUUUAGGACAAAUGGUUGUUUAUUUGGAGAAAGAACUCAUGCUUUCAAAGAGGGUAGAAACCUUACGUAAGAGGAUGAUAGCCUACUUGGAUUGCUUGAAAAUUUUUAGGACUUUAUUUUAAAAUGUAACUUGUUGAUAUAGCUCAUGUACGCUGUAUAUAAUACAUAUUCGUUAUUAGUCAUAUCGACAUCAAUUCCAUCGCAGUAGAUCUCGUACAUAUUAGAUCCUAAUGAAUCUGUAGCUAAUGGAAUUGAUGCUCGACGUUUUUUGUCUCUGUUCUUCUCGAACUUUAAUACCUUGUAUUUCUAACGAACAUAGCGAAAUCACUGAGAAUCCUGGGAAUUUAUUAUGUGUAUUAACGUUAACCUACGUAUUUAUUGUUUAUAUGGGUUUAUAAUUUGAUUUGAUUUUUCAGUUUUUAUUGGUGUGUAUGUAGUACUUACUAUUUUCAAAAUAUGUUUUUUUCUUUUUUUCCGGCAUAUUUUAACAGUA